Molecule: messenger RNA, 480 nt
Organism: Cotesia congregata
Lineage: Eukaryota; Metazoa; Arthropoda; Insecta; Hymenoptera; Braconidae
Source: the annotation of a GenBank genome assembly
UACAUCAAAUGCAACCAGCGUUCAAAUAUAAAAAGUCCUGGUUACAGAUGUCGAGGUUCUGCUCGCUUAAUCAAGCAUCCUGAUAAUUCAGAAACUAUUAUUCCCUUAAAAGAGCAUAAGCAGUCUUGUCCAAAGCAGGAGAAUUUGUUAGAAGUUCUUGCUCUUAAGGUCGAUUUAAAGGUCCGUGCUAAAGCAAUGCCAUUAGCUGCUUUUACCGAGUUUGUGACUUCUCCUAGAGGGAGAGAGUAUUUAAAAUAUACUCUCGCAAAUGAGCAAGGUGCCAAGGUUUCCUACCAAAUGAUGACUCUAAAUUUUGGAGAUACUUUUAAUCAAUGCUUAGCAUUUUACAAUGUUGAAUAUCUCAAUUACUUCGAUGGCUCUCAAAUAAAUAUCGACGGGACUUUUCGGUUUAAGCCUAAGUUCAAGCGUCAGCACCUCCAGCCGUAUCAACAUAUCAUUAUUUCAAGUGAUAUUAAUGGG